This is a messenger RNA of Sorghum bicolor (sorghum), 1224 nucleotides long. RefSeq lists its product as uncharacterized. NCBI's taxonomy places the organism in Eukaryota, Viridiplantae, Streptophyta, Magnoliopsida, Poales, Poaceae. The record is from RefSeq and is a predicted model, not a curated record. The transcript has 4 exons. Bases 239 to 853 code for a protein of 204 amino acids.
CACACAUACUCCCCAAAUAUUCCUCAUUGCCCUACUAGCACCUCCCCCACCAGAUCUAUAGUUUGGACUAUCAUUACAGGGUCUUCUUUUAUUUUGCUUAACACCAUGGCGCCUUUAAGGCUACCGAAAGGUUGAUUCAAAGGCGAUUACAACACUGCAACCGUGCCUCCAUAUUCAGGCCAGGAGACAACUACCAACAUUCUUUCCUGGAGGCAUCCAUUCCUCUUCUUCACAAGGAAUGUGUGCGCAGGAUAACAAUGUGAAGCGAACUACUGAAAAUCCUGUGGCUAUUGCUGCUCCUGCUUCUGUCUUUGGUGGCAAGAAUUUUGGUGCUCUAGGGAAUGCUGAGGAAAACCAUGAAGAAGCAACACCGUUGAGCGAAGAUGCCAUGAAAAUAUAUGAACAUUUGAUUGGGGUUCAUGUGGCAUAUUUUCGUGCUUGCAAUGUCCCUUACAUGAUAACUUGUAGGAGCCUCCCCCAGCAGUUUGUCCAGGAGCAGAACACCCACCGUGCUCAUGAUGCUCAGGUGUUAAAUUAUGGGGACAAUCUAGUGGAGGCAGAUACUAGUACUACGGUUGUUCAACAACAAAGAGUUCCUUCUGCUGGCUCCUCUCAUGUCCAGCAUUAUGGAGCUAGUGGAUUCAACAAUACGAUCCCUUCUAUUCACCAGGAGCAAACGGUGGCUCCGGUGACGAAGCCUUCCUUGAGGCUCAUGCACAUCAAGGGCCAAGUAGCAGCAUCCUGUGCUGAUGCCAAUGGGAGCCGCUUUGUACAGCAGGCGAUCCAGGUGGCAACUCCUCAAGAGAUCAUUAUGGUUUAUGAGAAAAUUAUUUGUUUCACCUUCAGAUUCUAGAGCAUGGACCACAGUCCUGCUAACGUGAGCUCAUCAGUCGUCUGAUGGGCCAUGUGCUUCCCCUAAGCCAUGAUAUGUACGGUUGCCGUGUCAUCCAGAAGGCUUUGGAUGUAGGGGAGCACAAUCAGAAGAUUGUGAUAGCGAAAGAGCUCAAACACAAAGUGCUCAAAUGUGUUCGCGAUCAGUUCGCGAGCCAUGUUAUUCAGAAAUGUGUAGAGUGCCUGCCACCGAAGCAUAUCCAAUUCAUCUUCCGAAGCUUCUGUGGAAGGGCAAAGGCACUAUCCAUCCAUCCCUAUGGAAGCCGUGUGAUUCAGGUAUGGUUGCUCAUCGAUUAUUUGUGUUUUCAAUGAUGUGUGUGCCAUCAUGCCUCU